This is a messenger RNA of Mesorhabditis belari, 798 nucleotides long. NCBI's taxonomy places the organism in Eukaryota, Metazoa, Nematoda, Chromadorea, Rhabditida, Rhabditidae. The record is from the annotation of a GenBank genome assembly.
AUGAUCCUCAGAUGGUUGUUAUUAGUCUUCUUUGCUUUACACACAGAAGCGGCUCCAAAAUGUGAAAAUGUGUUGAGGAGUGAUGUGAAAAAACUUUAUGGAAAAACAUUCGCGUGCGUGUGUCCGGUCGAUCUUCGAAUGGCGACUUUUAAACGAACGAAUGGCGAUCGAGUUCCUUUUCUUUUCUCAGCGGAAAUGUGUCAUUCGGACGGUUUCUCGGAUAUGUGCGACAAAGCGGAGACUUGUUUCACGGUUGAAUGGCUUGGUUUUUGUUGUAAUGAUGAGGCUUUCCUCGGUGAUGGACCAAAUGCUGGUGUGUUUAAUGUAACCGGUUUGGGCGGUCCAGUCAAUCACAUUCGAAACGCCGCUCAUAGUGAGCCGCCAAGUGGUUUCGGACAUCCGUCGGGUCGUGGUUGCGUAUCGCAGCGUAUUCAAUGCUCUCUCCCAAAAUUCACUCGUCCCAUCAGACAAGAUGUUUUCCUGAUGAGCAAAGUUGCAUGGAUUUCUGCAAACGAGCACAUUUUACGUACGUUCGAUUGUGCAGAAGAGGGUUUCUCGGCUGCUGUCGACAUCAAUGGGACACCGCUUGUUUAUGAGAAAAGACUCUGCGGCUCUCCACAUGAUUCCGAUUUUUGUAAUCGUGACGAAGUGUGCAAAACGUUAAAAUACGACGUCGGUUUCUGUUGUCAGCGAUCAUCCGAGGGUGCCUUCAAAUACGCGCAAAUGGGUCGGGUGGGUGUGGAAACGUUGAAUCCGGGAGAUUCGCUUGAUUUCAUCCUCUCACAAGGCUUCAAAAAA